CAAUCAUACAGAAAUACAAUUUCUAGCCAGAUAUUAGAGCCACAUAUUCCAUUUAUUCCCAAAUUCCAGUACCAUCGACUCAAUUCCUUUACCAAUAACUCCCCAAUUCGUUUGCAACCACAGAAGUUUUUCCCCAACGUUUGCAAUCACACAAGAUUCCUACGACAACAGUCUCGUCAAAAGUUGCGUUUGCAACCACACAAGUUUCGUUUGAAAAUUUUCUUCGCAAAUUUGCUUUAGAUUUGCUUGCAAAUCUCAUCAAAAGUUUCCUUAGAAUAGUUUCGUUUGCAAAUUUUCUUUGGAUUUGCUUUUCAAAUUUCCAUAGCACAUUUGAGUUCUGAGAACACUUGUGUUGAUCUCACAAACUCUCUAUCAGUUGUUGCCGAAAAAUUUUCACCAACAAUUACAGCCAAAAUCUGAUGCGGAACAAGCAAAGCUUCAUCAGAUAGCCACAGAUCUCCUGGUUUUGGCUGGAAAUCCAACUGGAAUUCCAUCUCCCACCAUUAAAGGGCCAUCUUUCUAUUAUAAAAUAGGCCUGAUAUGGCAUGACUUGAAAAAGUACAACCUAGCCGCUUCUUGCUUCGAAAGGGUGGUAUUCAGAGAGUUUUUCGGUGAUGAAGAGCAGGAGCUUCUCUUCGAUCUCCAAAUUGCUCGCUCUGCAACUGCAUGUGACUCAUCAUAAGCCUUUAGCUCUAACCUUCCUUGCUCAAGCUCAAAAUUUCCUCUCUCAAAACCUGAACACUAGCCCUAGCGACUAUUACAAGCUCGCAAACCAAUUCUUCAUAUUCGAGAAGUCCCUUCUCUUCAAGGAGGGCAAAACCAGUGGAUUGAGAGGAUCUGAGCUGUUGACGAUCUUAUCCGAUGGUCUUGGUCUGUGCACAGAGGGGAAUACUCUCUUGGUGAGUAAGAGAGAGAGAGGAUGGUGGGGCAUGUUGUUUGAGUCGUCGAUGGUGCAGUUAAGCCUCUGUAAUGGCGGAUGGUGGGCUACCCUAGGCUACUUCUACGUUGAAAGGCAUAUAUUUUGGUGCGGUGAGCGUGGAAGGCAAGGCGUGCCUUAUAGAUGCCUGUUGAUUUGUUGUUAUGCAAGACUGCUCCAUUCGAGAUAUCAGUUUCUGCAGAUUGCUAAUUUGUAGCUGCUCAAGCUUCUUCUGUUUCUGCUUCCUUACUAAGGCCUGCCUUUAGAUGUCCAAACUCAAGUUGCCAUCUCUUAAUGGAUCUUGAGUUUGAGGGAGAACAUGGAAAUAUAGAAAUUUGUACUUAUUUUAGGAAUAAUAUUUUCCUUCCU
This is a messenger RNA of Amborella trichopoda, 1285 nucleotides long. NCBI's taxonomy places the organism in Eukaryota, Viridiplantae, Streptophyta, Magnoliopsida, Amborellales, Amborellaceae. The record is from RefSeq and is a predicted model, not a curated record.